CGCCGCCGCCGCCGCAGCCCGGCGCCCCUUGCCCGCCGCCCGCGGCCCGGCGUGGCCGCAGCCCAUGGAUUUCACUUAGCGCCAGCGGCCAUGGCGGCACAGUGCUGCUGCCGCAAGGCGCCUGGCGCGGAGGCCGCACCCGCCCGCCCGCCGCCCGAGCCGCCGCCCGCCCUGGACGUGGCCUCGGCCUCCAGCGCGCAGCUCUUCCGCCUCCGCCACCUGCAGCUGGGCCUGGAGCUGCGGCCCGAGGCGCGCGAGCUGGCCGGCUGCCUGGUGCUCGAGCUGUGCGCGCUGCGGCCCGCGCCCCGCGCGCUCGUGCUCGACGCGCACCCGGCCCUGCGCCUGCACUCGGCAGCCUUCCGCCGCGCCCCCGCCGCCGCCGAAACGCCCUGCGCCUUCGCCUUCCCCGCCCCGGGGCCGGGGCCCCCGCCGCCCCCGCUGCCCGCCUUCCCCGAGGGUCCCGGCACCGAGCCCGCCUCCUGCCCUCUGGCCUUCAGGCUGGACCCGUUCACCGACUAUGGCUCCUCGCUCACGGUCACUCUGCCGCCUGAACUGCAGGCGCACCAUCCCUUCCAGGUCAUCCUGCGCUACACCUCGACCGACGCCCCCGCCAUCUGGUGGCUGGACCCAGAGCUGACCUACGGCAACGCCAAGCCCUUCGUCUUCACCCAGGGCCACUCCGUGUGCAACCGCUCCUUCUUCCCGUGCUUCGACACACCUGCCGUCAAGUGCACCUACUCAGCUGUGGUCAAGGCCCCAUCAGGGGUACAGGUGCUAAUGAGUGCCACCCAGAGUGUGUACCUGGAGGAGGAAGGUGUCUACCGCUUCCACAUGGAGCACCCUGUGCCCGCCUACCUCGUGGCCCUUGUGGCUGGAGACCUCAAGCCAGCAGACAUCGGACCCAGGAGCCGCGUGUGGGCAGAACCAUGUCUCCUCCCCACGGCCACCAGCAAGCUGUCAGGGGUGGUGGAGCAGUGGCUGAGUGCGGCAGAGCGGCUCUACGGGCCGUACAUGUGGGGCAGGUACGACAUUGUCUUCCUGCCCCCCUCCUUCCCCAUCGUGGCCAUGGAGAACCCCUGCCUCACCUUCAUCAUCUCCUCCAUCCUGGAGAGUGACGAGUUUCUGGUCAUCGAUGUCAUCCACGAGAUGGCCCACAGCUGGUUUGGCAAUGCCGUCACCAACGCCACGUGGGAGGAGAUGUGGCUCAGCGAGGGCCUGGCCACCUACGCACAGCGCCGCAUCACCACAGAGACCUACGGUGCCGCCUUCACCUGCCUGGAGACAGCCUUCCGCCUGGACGCCCUGCACAGGCAGAUGAGGCUCCUCGGAGAGGACAGUCCAGUCAGCAAGCUGCAGGUCAAGCUGGAGCCAGGCGUGAACCCCAGCCACCUGAUGAACCUGUUCACCUAUGAGAAGGGCUACUGCUUCGUGUACUACCUGUCCCAGCUCUGUGGAGACCCCCAGCGCUUCGACGACUUUCUCCGAGCCUAUGUGGAGAAGUACAAGUUCACCAGCGUGGUGGCCCAGGACCUGCUGGACUCCUUCCUGAGCUUCUUCCCAGAGCUGAAGGAGCAGAGCGUGGACUGCCGGGCAGGGCUGGAGUUUGAGCGCUGGCUCAAUGCCACGGGCCCACCGCUGGCCGAGCCGGACCUAUCUCAGGGGUCCAGCCUGACCCGGCCUGUGGAGGCCCUGUUCCAGCUGUGGACGGCGGAGCCCCUCGAUCAGGCGGCAGCGUCAGCCAGUGCCGUGGACAUCUCCAAGUGGAGGACCUUCCAGACGGCACUCUUCCUGGACCGGCUCCUGGAUGGGUCCCCGCUGCCUCAGGAGGUGGUGAUGAGCCUGUCCAAGUGCUACUCCUCCCUCCUGGACUCCAUGAACGCUGAGAUCCGCAUUCGCUGGCUGCAGAUCGUGGUGCGCAACGACUACUACCCAGACCUCCACCGGGUGCGGCGCUUCCUGGAGAGCCAGAUGUCGCGCAUGUACACCAUCCCACUGUAUGAGGACCUCUGCACGGGUGCCCUCAAGUCCUUUGCGCUGGAGGUCUUCUAUCAGACGCAGGGCCGGCUGCACCCCAAUCUGCGCAGAACCAUCCAGCAGAUCCUGUCCCAGGGCCUGGGCCCCAGUGCCGAGGCCAGCACUGAGCCCAACGCUGAGCUGGCCAGAGCUGGGGCAGAGGCAGGGUCAGACUCGGCAGCCCUGCUGCUUGGCGACGAGGCCCCCAGUAGCGCCAUCUCUCUCAGGGACGUCAACGUGUCUGCCUAGCCCUGACAUUGGGCCAACCUUCAACCUCCCAGACACCAAGAUUGUGCCUUCUGUGGCCCGGGCUGCCAUGACUGCGCCUUGGCUCUGGCCACGAGCUCGGCCCGGGCCCGUGAGCCUCUCCCGUGGGCUCUCCCGUGGGCUCUCCCAGGCUGGGGGCUUGGGGAGAGGGAUUCUGUCUAGUGGCAGCCCUGGGGGCCUGAGCUCAUCCUGUCCCAGCUGUCCUGCACUGUGGGCCUCAGGACUGGCCUUACGCACCACGCCUCCCAUCUCAACACGGACAGCCAUGUGUGGCCCCGGACACCCGCACCUGCCGGACACCAUCCUGGGACCGCAGCUCCAGCAGCUCAUGGCGACCACCACACUGUGCCUUACGUCUGCAGACAGGCUGCACUGCCCCCCAGGCACAGCUUCCCCAGAACCCUGCACUGUUAUCCCCUGGCAGAGGGCCAAGGACGCGAUGUACCCUCACUGUGGGGGCUGGGGACAGGAGAGAAGGGGCAUCACAUGGGGAGCCUUGGCCCCUCGGAGGCCUGUUCUCCCAGCUGCCUGGGGUAGCGGCACAGCCACCCGGCUCACCCCAGGAAAGGGGUGGUGCCGAUGCUCUUGGGGCACACCUGCUGGAGGCACCAGGUAGGACGGCUCCAGCUUGGGACUGUGCAGUGGGCACCACGUGACGGUCCCAUUAAAACUCCACUCUGCAGACUGA
Messenger RNA from Marmota flaviventris (yellow-bellied marmot), 2968 nucleotides. It is a transcript of the gene Rnpepl1, whose product is annotated as arginyl aminopeptidase like 1. The record is from RefSeq and is a predicted model, not a curated record. Gene Ontology annotation, molecular function: zinc ion binding; metalloaminopeptidase activity. NCBI's taxonomy places the organism in Eukaryota, Metazoa, Chordata, Mammalia, Rodentia, Sciuridae. Gene Ontology annotation, biological process: proteolysis.